Molecule: messenger RNA, 13200 nt
Organism: Homo sapiens (human)
Lineage: Eukaryota; Metazoa; Chordata; Mammalia; Primates; Hominidae
Gene: NSL1
Product: NSL1 component of MIS12 kinetochore complex
Exons: 7
Coding region: 15-656 (213 amino acids)
Biological process (GO): mitotic sister chromatid segregation
Cellular component (GO): nucleus; kinetochore
Source: RefSeq, marked reviewed
AGUUCCGACGAAAAAUGGCGGGGUCUCCUGAGUUGGUGGUCCUUGACCCUCCAUGGGACAAGGAGCUCGCGGCUGGCACAGAGAGCCAGGCCUUGGUCUCCGCCACUCCCCGAGAAGACUUUCGGGUGCGCUGCACCUCGAAGCGGGCUGUGACCGAAAUGCUACAACUGUGCGGCCGCUUCGUGCAAAAGCUCGGGGACGCUCUGCCGGAGGAGAUUCGGGAGCCCGCUCUGCGAGAUGCGCAGUGGACUUUUGAAUCAGCUGUGCAAGAGAAUAUCAGCAUUAAUGGGCAAGCAUGGCAGGAAGCUUCAGAUAAUUGUUUUAUGGAUUCUGACAUCAAAGUACUUGAAGAUCAGUUUGAUGAAAUCAUAGUAGAUAUAGCCACAAAACGUAAGCAGUAUCCCAGAAAGAUCCUGGAAUGUGUCAUCAAAACCAUAAAAGCAAAACAAGAAAUUCUGAAGCAGUACCACCCUGUUGUACAUCCACUGGACCUAAAAUAUGACCCUGAUCCAGUUCUCAACGGGAAUGCUUUCAACUUUUCCCCAUUCAACAUGAUGUUGGCUGUGGAUUUGUCAUAUAUGGUUUUUAUUACUUCGAGCCCCUCAUAUGGAAAAUUUGAAAUGCAGAGGGGAAACAGUAGCAAAGGAGAUCAGUGAAGCCAUGAAGUCCUUGCCUGCAUUAAUUGAACAAGGAGAGGGAUUUUCCCAAGUUCUCAGGAUGCAGCCUGUUAUCCACCUCCAGAGGAUUCACCAAGAAGUCUUUUCCAGUUGUCAUAGGAAACCAGAUGCUAAACCUGAGAACUUUAUAACACAGAUAGAAACCACACCAACAGAGACUGCUUCCAGGAAAACCUCUGACAUGGUACUGAAAAGAAAGCAAACUAAAGACUGCCCCCAGAGAAAAUGGUAUCCAUUGCGGCCAAAGAAAAUUAAUCUUGAUACAUGAGCUCUUUCUGUUUAUUUUGGGAGUUGAAAAUAGGCACCAUCAACAUUUAGAUUACAGCCUAAUUAAUACCUAGAUAAGACUUCAUUUGAAAUAAGAAAUAACUCUUUUACUAGUGAUUCAUUUAUACAGAUAUAGUAUCUCUGUGCGGGGAUAUGAUAUAAUAUUGUAUUUCCUUACUGUUUUAUCUAUUGUAAAUAAAAAGCAUUUUAAAAAGUAUUGACACAAAGCCCAUCAGUGGGCAUUAAAAAUAUUAAAAGUGCAGACUUUUACUGUCCUUAAGUGCCAUCAACUCUCAGCUCCCUUGUAGCUUUUGUGGGAUUUAACAAGUAACAAAUUCUGUUGUGUUUCCCUGGUAUACAUCUUUCUAGGAAAAAAAAAAAAAAGAGAGAGAGCUGUAUAAUGAUUUUUCGUUUACAUGCUGAAAAGUAAUUAUCAGUUCUGCACAGCAGCAGAUGCAGGGUUUUUUUUUAAAGAUGUAGUUUGAUUUAUCAAAUUAAUGUGCUGAUGAUAAUACUGGCUUUGACUUUGUUACUCCAUGUUCAGCUAAUUUAGGUUUGUGAGAUUAACUUUAGGAUUUUUUGUUGUGUAAGACAAUGAUAACUAUUAUUUGUGCAACAUUACUCUUUGAAAUAAAAAUUGGCAUGUAGCCAAUGUUUCCUGCCCACACUCACUUUUUUCUAUAGACCAUUAACAUAAUUUGACUUGGAACUAAUGGUUUCUUUUUAGGGUUUCUUAUUUAUUUCUUUACAAAUCAUUCCAGUUCAAAAUAUAUAUCAGAUUAAUACACUGGCAAAGUGUCAUUGUGUUAUUGAACUAUUUCACAUUUGAAGAUGUUUAUAUAUCAGGUAUAUAAUCACUGGGAGAAGUCUGAGAAAACGAUAUUGGCUUUACUUCUAACAUUUAACUAUAGUUUCUUAUAGCUCUUAUUGUGUGUCUUACAUUAUACAGUGUAGGCAGGGCCAUCAAACUUACCAACUGUUUCCCCUUUUGAUGACUCUGAUACCUUCAUUCAUUUUUCAAAGGAAUUUACUGAUCAUGAGGUUGGAAAAUCUGUAUUUCUCUUGCUUAUUAUGUAUUAAUAAUCAUAAAUGUCUAGAUUCACCAGAAGUCACCAGAAGGUCUGUCUCAGUGAAGAAAACUUAUAAAGCCACUUUGUUGCAUUUUGUGUUUCAGUGUUACAGUUUGAGAUCUGUAUAUUUGUACACAGCUAUGUGUUUUUCAUUGAAAUAAUGUACAAAGACUGAUCUUGAUGCUGUGUAUUUUUAUGAGUUGUCUUAGGCAUUCCUGAGCUCAGCUUCAGUUGGAUGGUGGGUCAGCACCCUGCGUUUCUGAACAUACUAGACUUCAGUUUAAAACUGUUUUGAGGCUGUAUAAUAUGUUGCUGUUUUUACAGUGCUAAUGUUUUUAUAGUAUUAAAAUUCUGUAUGAUUUGUUUCACUUCAGAGGUCCCCAAACAAAAGAGUUAUUGUUAAUUCUAUUAGAUUAUAUAAGCUACUUGCAUUUUGAUUAUAUAAGAACAUGGUCCCUCCCUUUUAAGAGAGGUAUAUUGUGCUACAUAGAGUUUUUAAAUGACAUGAUAGAUUUGCUCUGAAGUAUUCAGCAGAGAAACAAGGAAUCGAUUAAGGAAAUGUGACAAAAAUCCUGUUAAUGUUGAAUCUGUGUAAUGACUAUAUUCUACUUUGUGUUGGAAAUUUUUAUAAGUUUUUAAAAAAUGGUUAUAUUUUAAAGUCCCCAGGCAGACAGCUGAGAUUUGAAAUCCUCUUGAGAGCCCAAAGUUUUACUCCAUAGUUAUAGCAGAGUUUAAAAUAGAAAUACCACUGGGAAAGACAGUACGUAUUAGCAUUAUUAACUAAGAAAAGCAUGACCAAUAGCAGUAAUAAUAUUGAAUAAGUAUACUGUGUAAGAGGAGAAGUUGCAUUUCUGCAUAGGCCAAGAACUAGUAAGCUAAGGAUUAAAAGCAAGAAAGUCUGUAGUUUUAAGGAAUUGGAAAGGUUGAAGGAAAAAAUUGAAAAUCAAAUCUUGCUCUAUGAUAAAAAGAGUCUGGAUUGAAUAGGGUCUUAAAAUUAUCUUUCAGAAAAGAAAUAGCCAGGCGCGGUGGGCUCAUGCCUGUAAUCCCAGCACUUUGGGAGGCUGAAGUGGACAGAUUACUUGAGCCCAGCCUGGGCAACAUAGUGAAACUCCAUUUCUACAAAAAAUACAAAAAUUAGCAGGGUGUGAUGGCACACACCUGUAGUCCCAGCCACCCAGGAGGCUGAAAUGAGAGGAUCACUUGAGCCCUGGAGGCAGAAGUUGCAGUGAGCCAGGAUGGCACCACUGUACUCCAGCCUGGGUGACAGAGUGAGACCCUGUUUCAAAAUAAUAAUAAGAAGAACACAAGAAGGUUAAGUCUAGUCCCAAAGAAGAGAGAACACUGUCAAAGCUGGUUUCUGAAAACUGGUACCAAAAUCUACAUUUGUUUAUUUAGGCUACUAUAACAGAAUACCACAGGCUGGGUGGCUUAAACAACAGAUACUUACUUCUCACAGUUCUGGAGGCUAGAAGUCCAUGAGAAGGUGCUGGCAAAUGCAGUUUCUGGUGAGGGCUGUCUUCCCGACUUGUAGAUGACCACCUCCUUACUAUGUCCUCACAUGGCCUUUCCUCAGUGCAUGCAUGUGGAGAGAGGGACAGAGUGCAAGCUCUCUGGUGUCUCUUCUUAUAAGGACACCAAUUGUAUCAGAUCAGAGCCCCACCCUUAUGGCCUCAUUUAACCUUAAUUAUUUCCUUAGAGGCCCCAUCUCCAAAUACAGCUAUAGGCACAUGGGAGUUAAGGCUUCAUCAUACAGAUUUUAGGGGGACACAAACAUUGAGUCCAUAACACAAGCCCACAGAAAAUCUUAUCCUAGACCUCUUUCCCUGGCCCUUUAUGGCUUGGGCUCCGUAGAGGACAAAGUGAAUAAAACCAAAUUUUUUAUUGCUUCAAACAGUAUGAUUUCAUCUUGUAAGAUGUACUUUUUCUUUUCUAAGGCUGAAUUUGUUUGAUUUCUGGUGAACACCUAUCUUCUCUAUCCACCUUCAUUCAUUUAUUCAUCUGUUCAACACAUACAGUUGGACACCUACUCGGAUCAAAAGUCAGAGAUCUUAAGAGCACAGCCUCUAAGCCAGAUCAUCUGAGUUCAGAUUUCAGUUCUACCAUUAUUAGUUCAAUGAUAUUGGACAAGUUACUUAACCUGUCUAUGAUCAAAAGUCAGAGAUCUUAAAGAGCAUAGUCUCUGAGCCAGAUCAUCUGGGUUCAGAUUGCAGUUCUACCAUUAUUAGUUCAGUGACAUUGGGCAAGUUACAUAACCUGUCUAUGCUGCAGUUUUCUCAUGUGCAAAAUGGGGAUAAUAAUUAUGCCUACCUCAUAGCGUUAUUCUGAGAAGUAAAUGAGUUCAUAAUGUGAAGGCCUUAGACUAAUAACUGGUGCAUAUGAGUACUCUAUGAUCACUGUUAUUACUUCUUUUGAUAAAGGAAAUGAAAACACUCAGGACAAGUGUUGCCUUCAGGAAGGUCAUAUUCCAGUGAAGAGGAUGAGUGUGCAAACAAUGAUAAUGCCAUGCAGCAAAUGGUAUGAUAGAUGUAUGUGUGGAACUUAGGGGAGUAGUCAUGGAAGUCUUUGUAGAAGAGGUGGCAUUUGAGCAGUCUUGAAUGUUUUAGGCAAAUAAUCAGGGAAGGAAUACAGGAAUAAAGAACAAAUUACUGUUAUAACAAUGUGGAUCAAUAUCAAAGAUACUAUAUUGAAUAAAAGAAGCAAAGCCAGGCACAAGAGAAUACAUCCUGUGUAUGGAAUCACAGAAUGGGCAAAACUAAGCCAUGGUGGUUCCCUCUGGGGAGAGGGGAGAUAUUAACUGGGAAUGGCACGGGAAACAUUUUUGGGUGAGCAAAAUGUUCUGUAUCUUGAUCUGAGUGGUGCUCACAUGGCUGUAUAUGUAUGUAAAAUUUUGUUGAACUAUACACUUAAAAUUUCUGCACUUUAUUUAAGUUUUAUAUUUUAAAAAUGCACAAAACUGAUUCACCAAAUAUUUGAGGAGCGUCUCCAGCAUCAAAGACAGACCCAAAAACUGUAAGUCCCUUAAUGGCAGGAAUCUUUGUUCCAUCCACCUGGAAUAAUUGCUGGCACAUGAUGGGCCCUCGAUGCAUAGUGGUUAACUGAGUGAAUUAAAACAAAAACCAAAGAGAAUAAAGGACCUCAAAGAAAACAGAUACAUACAAAGCAAAAUCCCAGAAUGAUGACUGUACUCCCAGAAAGAAGAGAAAAUCAUACAUUUUUUGGAAAAUCGGAAUGCUAUUAAAUAAUGUUCAGUAAAUAAGAAAAAGUUUUUGAAAAUUAAAAAUAUGAAAGUUGAAAUAAAAAUUCAGUGGGAGGGCUGGGAGAUAAAAUGAAAUUUUCCCAAAAAUAAAACAGAAAGAUUAAGAAAUGGCAAAUUAGAAAAGUAAGAAUAAAGAGAAUAAGUUCAUAAAGUUCAAAGUCUAAUCGAUACCCAUUCCAGAGAUAGCAUGCAGAAAAAGCAGCAGAGUCAAAAUUAUCAAAGAGAUAAUGCAGUUACCAUAUGGCCCAGCAAUUUUACUCCACGUUCUAAACCUAAGAGAAUUGAAAACAUGCUCACACAAUAACUUACACACAAAUGUUUGUAGCAGCAGGUUGAACUUUCAUGAACUGAUGAAUGGAUAAAUAAAAUGUGGACUAUCCACUCAAUAGAAUAUUAUUUGGCAAUAAGAAGAAAUGAGGUACUGGUAAAUGCCACAGUGUAGAUGAACCUUAAAACAUGCCAAGUGAAAGAAGCCUCUCACAAAAGACUGCUGAAUUUUGUAGACUCCAUGUAAAUGAACUGUCCAGAACAGGCAAAUCUACAGAAACAAAAAAUAGAUCUGUCACUGCCUAAGGCUGGAAAGAUGGAGAGGGUGGAAGGAAUAGGAAGUGACUGCUAAUGGGUAUGGGAUUUUUUUUUUUUUUUUUUUGUGAAACAAGGUCUUGCUGUGUUGCCCAAGCUGGAGUACAGUGGUGCUAUCUUGGCUUACUGCAACCUCUGCCCCCGCAACUCAAGCCAUCCUCCCACCUUAGCCUCCCAAGUAGGUGGGACUAUAGGCAUGCACCAUCAUGCCCAGCUAAUUUUUGUAUUUUUUGUAGAGACGGAGUUUCGCUAUGUGGCUGGUCUCAAACUCGUGAGCUCAAGCGAUCCGCCCACCUCUGCCUCCCAAAGUGCUGGAUUACAGGCGUGAGCCACUGCGCCUGGCCUGGGAUGUCUUUUGAGGGUGAUGAAAACCCUCUAAAUUUGAUUAUGGUGAUUCACGACUGCUUGUUGAAUAUACUGAAAACCAUUGAACAAUACAGUUUAAAAGGGUGAGUGAGAUGGUAAAGUAUAUCUCAAUUUAAAAAGAGAAUAAAGAAAUAGAAAUAACACAAGAAACAUUCCCAGACCUGAGGAAUACCAAGAGGAAUUGGAAUGGCAUCAGAUUACUAAACAACAAUCCUAAAAUCUAGAAGCAUCUGGAGAAAUAUUCUCAGCAUAAAUGAUAUACAACCUAGGCUUUUAUACACAGUCAAACUAAUAAUCAAGUGCAUGAUUAGCUAAAAGAUAUCUCAGAUAUGCAAAGCGUCAAAAAAAAUUACCUCCAAGGCAUCCCGUUUGGGGGUUCUACCAGGGGCUGUGCUCUAUUCCAAAGGGUAAACCAAAAAAGCAGCAGCCAUGGGAUCUGGGAAACUAAGGCUCCCAAAACACAGCACACUCGAGUCUACAGGCUACUAACUAAUCAGCAGAUUUGGAGACUAGGCAGACCAGGUUGGAAUAAGACUAUGUAGGCCGGGUGCGGUGGCUCACACCUGUAAUCCCAGCACCUUGGGAGGCCGAGACAGGCAGAUCACCUGAGGCUGGGAAUUGGAGACCAGCCUGACCAACAACUAAAAAUACAAAAUUAGCUGGGCGUGGUGGCGCAUGCCUGUAAUCCCAGCUACUCAGGAGGCUGAGGCUGGAGAAUCGCUUGAACCCAGGAGGCAGAGGUUGCAGUGAGCCAAGAUCACGCCAUCGCACUCCAGCCUGGGCAACAAGAACGAAACUUCAUCUCAAAAAAAAAAAAAGGACUAUGUAGGACUCCAAAAGAGAUAUUUUCAGAAAAAAAUAAAAGUGACAACACGAGUGAUAAUGUUAACUAUGCAGAAAAUUGUAUAAAGGAGAUGUUUUGUAAUAUGAUUAAGAUGUUCAAAGAAACAAAAAAUAAGGCAGUUAUUCACUACAGUAGAGGCAGAAAGCUGUACAAAAAAAGAAAUGUAAUCAUGGUUACAAAUUAGUUCUCCAGUGAACAAUAUUUAUAUAGCCAUAAUAAUAAAAACCCUGAAUCUGAAUUCAGUAAAAAAAAAAAAAAAAAAUUGGGACAGUUACACUGGGAGGCUAAAGGAUGGGAAUUAGCAAUUAGUACAGCACAGGCACUGAACAGUUAGAUGGACAUUGGUUAAAGCAGUAAGGUGGGGUGUGGAGGCCCUUAUAGCUGCUGGGUCCUGGGGCAGGGUAGGGUGUCCCAGGACAUGGAGCUGGAGCAGCCAGAGUGGCAGGGAUAGUGAGGAGGCUUCUGUGCCAACCAGUACAAUCCAUAUGUUUGUAACAGUGUGACUGUCUGAACACCAGCUUUGACAUGGCAGUGGGGAGUGAAAUCUUCACCCACCACAACUGGAAGUCAGUGGAUGUCUAAAAAGCUGAUUCAAGAUCAUACAAUAUGGAUAUAAUUUAGUGCAGCAGAAUAAAGAGCUGACGAAGUGGGAAGUAUUAACUCUGUGGAUGAACUUAGGUGGGGGAACUGGGCCAGGGACUGAUAAUUUUUGAUAGAAGCCUCAUAGAUUUGAUUUUUAAAAUUAAAUGCAUAUAGUAAUUAAGGGAAAAUAAAUUUGGUUUAAGAGACAAAUCAUCCCCUAGAACCUUUCUCGGGGUUUCAGUUUUUCAGGGUUUCAGAAGCUUUCUCAGGGUUUCAAAACAGGCGUGUGCCACCAUGCCCGGCUAGUUUAUUUGUUUUAGAGAUGGGGUCUCGCCAUAUUGCCCCGGCUGGUCUUGAAUUCCUGGGCUCAAGCCAUCCUCCUGCCUCAGCUUCCCAAAGUGCUGGGAUUACAGGAAUGAGCCACUGCACCUGGCCUAUCACAGUAUAUUUCAGAUAAGACUUACUAUUCUCUGUUUUUGGCUGAUAAUUCUAGUUUUGGUUUCUUCAGGUUUUUUUUUUUUUCUCCCCUCUGACCAUUUGUUUUGCAAAUAGAUUAUAUUAUGAAAGUCUCUGAAGAAAAAAAUAUCUCUCUAGAGAACCACUGAAGGGGGUUCUUGGGGAUUUUAUAUGAAAGGAUUUGAGAAAAUUAAUGUUAUAUUCAUUUGAAGCUUCAGGGGUAAAGAAUCCCUUGUAAUUCGUUGCUGUGUCUCUACAUUGCUCAUACUUUGCCCAUGGGCUGUAAACUAAUAUUCGUUGAAUGAAUGAGUUCAUAUUGCAAAUUUCUAACUUGUCGGUUUCCCUGGAUCACAAUCUCACACAUUAAUGGCUUGUGGCAUUUAUAUUCAUUAUUAAUUGAACUUAGAAGGUGAGUGUGGGGAGGGGAGAGGUAAAAAACUGAGGACAGAUCACUGGGAAACUGACCUGAAUUAGGACUCCAGAGUCUCCUGUCUACUAGAACUACGUCUACUAGAACUAAGUCUAAUUCCCAUAUCCCUGCAGGACAUAAGAGCAGAGGAUGGCAUUGACAUCCCUCAGUGACAUCACUGUGCUAGCAGGUAUAGUUGCCUUCUGAUCACCUUUUCCUUUGGUCACAUCCCCUGACUUCUGGGUGGCCUGGGAUAGCUAGAGAAGAAAAUUCAACUUCUCCCUGCAGGUCUUCUGCUCCAGCUGACUCCUGUGCCUGUGUAAAAGAUUGGGCAUUUCUAUCAUCACCUUGACUAGCCUUACUCAGAGAAUGGCUCCAGUGCCUUUGGGCUCAUACCUAGUUGCAGAUUUUAAGACCUCCCUUGGUGCCCAUUCAUGUAGCUCUGUGGCCCACAUCUUCUACAAUGAUGUCAUUGGAGUUCUUUUGUCCAUUUCUGCCCCUGAUGCCACCUUGAUGGGAAUGCCACCCUCCACACAACUCUUCACCAGUCCAUAAAUACCUGAGACUUGGCGCAUUUCUUUUUUUUUUUUUUUUUUUUUUUUUUUUGAGACUGUCACCCAGGCUGGAGUGUAGUGGAGCGAUCUCAACUCACUGCAACCUCCACCUCCCAGGUUCAAGAGGUUCUCAUGCCUUAGCCUCCCGAGUAGCUGGGAUUACAGGCGCGUGCUACCAUGCUGGGCUAAUAUUUGCAUUUUUAUAGAGAUGAGGUUUUGCCAUGUUGGUCAGGCUGGUCUCGAACUCCUGACCUCAGGUGAUCCACUCGCCCUGGCCUCCCAAAGUGCUGUGAUUACAGGAGUGAGCCGCCACGCCCGGCCCAUUUCAUUCUUAAAAAAAAAAAUCCUUCCGGAGGUUUAGUUCCUCCACAAGGCAGCUUCUGGUUACCUGCCCCCUCAGGGUCCUUGCUGCCUGGGUCACCCCAGCAACCCCUUCGUCCACACAUCACUGCCCUUUGCAGCACCAGCUGAUUACAUUGCUUUUUCCAUGUUCUAGCUGUUCUUUUGAGCCGUUUUAUAGCCGAGCAUCUCCACCAGAAGAGCGGAUAGGAAAAAGGAAAAGAGAGGAGGAUUUGACCUUGGUAUCUUGCUUCAUUUCCUUCUCUGACAAAAAUUUGGUGAAAAGGUUAAAAUAAGUGUUCGAAUUCUCUCUGACUUGUCAUAUUCUGUCUAUGCCCUGUGUGCCUGCCUCUGAUCCUGAGGAAGUGUAGAAAUGAGGGGAUGACACUGGCAGAAUAAUAAAAAUGGGCAAAGUUGUAGGGCACCCCUGCUCCAGGUCCCAUACACCCCAGCUCCAGAGCCUCAGGAUCUUUCCCAGCCAUGUGCCAGACAAUAUUGUAAAAUGAUUUUUCGUAGCCACACCUUUUAUUACACACAUACUCGAUGAAUCUAAAUACUGUGCUAAGAGCUGUGUGGAUGUACACCUGUAAACCAAGGCACAGACCCUGCCCACAAGCAAUUUGCCGUCAGUUAGGGGAGCCAUCAGUAGCAUCUAGGGAUCCAUUAGAGGGAAAAGAGGGAGCUGAGGGAGAGGCUAGGAGCCCAAGCAAACCUGCACUUCUGCUCCUAGAGGGAACCUGAGAGUGAAACUCAUGGGUUUGGAAACUUCUGUGGAAUUACCUGCUUGCAAGAAAUGAUUUUGUCUGGUUUUAGAAACUACGAUGGAACACUAAUAUAUUCCUGUAAUUGACUGGCAAGUUUUAACACUUACUGCAAUUUAUUUUUCUUGUAAGCCCAACCCAAGUAUUCUUCCUUUAAAAAAAAUUUCAGAUUGACAAAUGACUGCUUCUUUAGAAAUCCUCCUUACUAAAAUUACUCCUCAUUUCUUUUUCUUUCAUAUUCAAAGGGAACAAACGUUCAAACACACAAAUAAACACUGCUCUUUGCCAGAGUGGUGGACUCUGGCCUCCCCACCCCCAGCACUCCCAGUCUUGCCCUCCUGCAAACACUAGACUUAAUUUUCUCUGCGCUGAGGGCCCUCCUCGAGUCAGAGUGAGAGGAAAAACAGAAGGGAGAAGCUGCGAGAUGUGGCAACAAAGGGGACGGUGAUCAGGUUUAUCCCUGAUGUUGUCUGUGAAGGUGUUCCAUUCUCCAGAGAUCUCACCAAAUGGUAUAAGUGAUGUGCAGAUAAGCCUGUGGUUCCCUUCACUCAUCAGAUCAGAGCCUCAGAAUUCUCAGAAACCAUUUUUUUCCUAACAUAAAACUCCUUUUCUCAUUUCUAUCCCUCUGUAAAUCUGAUUUGAAAAAAUUGUUUGAACAAACCAACAAUGUCAGAUUUGUUCCAGCUAUAUGAGCUCACAAUUCAUCUACUCUUGGUAGUUCAAGAUAAAAGAUUACCCAAAGAAAAGGAAGAGAUUGAGUAAAGCCACAACUGUAAUAGUGUCCCAGAUUGGGUAAAAGGCCAUUAAUAAAUAGCGUGAAUUGUAGAACUGUUUAAAGCAGCAUAUUUUUAAAACAGGCAUAUAAAGAAUCCACUUUAUGCCUGGAAUUGUACAAAAAUACUUUAAAUAAAUGUUUACAUAUAUAAUGUUAUCAACUUAUUUGCUGAAGGUAAUAUCAAUAUAAUGCUAGUAGUUACCAUGUAUUGAGUGCUUACUACAUGCCAUGAUCAUGCUAAAAGCUUCACAUGCACCAUCUCUUUUAAUCCUCAAGACAAUCCAUGAAUUAAGGGCUAUUACCACGCCCAUUUCAUGAGAAAGAGGUGGAGAUGAGAAGGGAAGUGCCUGGCCACCUUCCCAGCGGUCUAUAGACCAUGUAGAGCAGAGCGAGGCCUUCUGACCACAAACUCUGCUUCCACCUUCUCCCCGUGGUUCACAGCAAAGGCCUUGUCCAGAGUCUCAGACGCUCUCACCGCUACACCACAGCGACCUCGUUGGUUCUUCUCAUUUUUUUUCAAUGACACAUAGCAACAGAGAGUAUCAACAAACAUUUUUAAAUUUCCCAGCAGUUAACGAAUAGUGAAUAUUACUAUGUAAUACUAGUGUCUAAGAAAGUGCUCAAAGUUGUUUAAAGCAAUUUAUUAUCUUAAUGAGGUUAAAUAUGAACUUUUGCUGUUAAUUUCUUGGGAAAUAUAAAUCAUCAUAGCUAGUCAUUCUUUCAUCGUGGGAAGCUAACAGUCCUGAUUGUUCAGGAUUAUAAUUAUAGUAAAUUCUGAAUUUGUGACGUGUGAAUUUUAGAAGGUUACAAAACAACUUCCAGACAACUGAGUCAUAAAGUUUUUGAGAGAAGUAUGUGGCACACGUCUAAUUCAUUGUCCUUUCUCUCCAGUGGUAUAGUUAUGAUAUUAACCUAAAUUGCAAAAGGAAUCGUUUUAGUUGACUGCUGCUUGAAAUUGUGUCACUUUUCCAAAUUUAGGUAAUGUCUGUUACAAGGAGUAUAUUUUGGAAACAUUAACUUGACUGAUACUUAUUUCCCUGGUUAAGUGACCUUCCUGCCAUGUGCUGAGUGCCAGGACUUACUGCCCCUCAGUAAUUUGGAAGGGGAUCCUGGGCCCUGCCUGGAACAAAGGGUUGUGAAACAGCUCUGAGUCUCAAGGCAAGUCUUGAAAGCCAUAUAUAGUUUUCAGAAAAAGAGAUCUUCUAAAUUCCAUUCACCCCCAUUUAACACAUUAGGAGCCAAGCCUGGUGGACUAGCUCUAGGGGCAGUUUAGGAGAGAAGGGGAUCGGGGAACCUUCAUCCCUUCUGCCUCUGGUGAACUGGCAAGAUGAAGAGGAUGAAGCUGGGUGACCCAGAGCCCGCCCUCCCUCUCUCGGCAGUCAUCUCCAAGGCCGGAGUAGACUGGACUGGAGGGCCUCUGAGAGGACACAGCCAGGAAGCACACUCUCCCUGUGCUCUUCACCCACCAUGAAGAGACAGGACGGGAAAGUCCGUGCUGUGCUGGUGUCCAUCAGAGGGAGGGACACCAUCCAGCCCCUGGGACCGGGCUCGGCUCUGUUGUUGCACAGAAGUCAUUUGGAGAUCCCCACGUGCCACAUGGAGGAUUGUGGGAGGACCCCACCGAGGUGGCUGGCAGCCUCUCAUGGACACCAUGGAGAGUGACCCAAUCACUCUGCAUUUGAGGACUGCAGAGUGGCUCAGCGGUCUGGACAUUGAAGAGGAGCCAACCUCAGGGGUAACACAGUGCCGCUGGGAGCUGAGAUGAGCCAGGUGGUCGGUGGGGGACACAAGCCUAGAACAAAUUCAAUAAACCAGCCACAGACGUUAUCAUCAGAUGUGCCCAGAGACAAGGUGGACAGGGGCAUUUGCUGUGGAGACCAGAGGGCCAGAGAGAGUACAGGGACCUGGAUAGAUGGCUCCAGCACCUCUUCUUCUCCCUACACCCAUAUGCCAUCUUGAUAAACAGCAGGGAAAUCUGAAAAAUACCAAGUCUUCCCAUAGGGACAGUGUUACCUCCCAAAAACUGUUUGAAUAAUUGGCUUGAACUGGAUUUUCUGAACUGAACUAAUGCUAUUGUUUUGUGGGUUUUUUUCUUCCUACUGAGUAGAGUAGUUGUUUAUGGGGGACAUCUGAUCCUUUCAUUUUCUUCCAGAGAGCUAACCACCUGUUCUGACACCAUUUAUUGAAUAGUACCUCUUUUCCCCCACUGAUGUGAGAGGCUGCAUUUUUCAUCUAAUAAAAUCGAAUAUAUAUUUAGAUCUA